Mastomys coucha (southern multimammate mouse) is the source of this 1555-nucleotide messenger RNA. RefSeq names its product chloride nucleotide-sensitive channel 1A (gene Clns1a). Bases 143 to 865 code for a protein of 240 amino acids. Gene Ontology annotation, biological process: spliceosomal snRNP assembly; cell volume homeostasis; mRNA cis splicing, via spliceosome. The record is from RefSeq and is a predicted model, not a curated record. Gene Ontology annotation, cellular component: plasma membrane; spliceosomal complex; methylosome. The transcript is spliced from 7 exons. Lineage: Eukaryota; Metazoa; Chordata; Mammalia; Rodentia; Muridae.
CUAGACUAUCCCGUCUCUAUGGUCAACCGCACGCCAAGUCCCUCCUGAGAAAGUUGUUCUUCCGGGUUAUGGCUAUCGCUUCCGGGGCUGCUCCCUGCGAGCCGCGACUGCGGUGUUCGGCUUUCUUGGUUCGCGUAGAGCUAUGCUUUCGCCGGCGAUGAGCUUCCUCAAAAGCUUCCCGCCGCCUGGGUCGGCAGACGGACUCCGGCUGCAGCAGCCAGACACCGAGGCUGUGCUGAACGGGAAGGGGCUCGGCACCGGCACCCUUUACAUUGCGGAGAGCCGCCUGUCUUGGUUAAAUGGUUCGGGAUUAGGAUUCUCACUGGAAUACCCCACCAUUAGUUUACAUGCCGUGUCCAGGGAUCCAAAUGCUUAUCCUCAAGAGCAUUUGUAUGUUAUGGUGAAUGCCAAAUUUGGAGAAGAAUCAAAAGAACCUCUCUCUGAUGAAGAUGAGGAAGACGAUGAUGUUGAACCCAUUUCUGAAUUUAGAUUUGUGCCCAGUGAUAAGUCAGCAUUGGAGGCGAUGUUCACAGCAAUGUGUGAGUGCCAGGCCUUGCAUCCAGACCCUGAGGAUGAAGACUCAGACGACUAUGAUGGAGAGGAGUAUGAUGUGGAAGCACACGAACAAGGACAGGGGGACAUCCCCACAUUUUAUACCUAUGAAGAAGGACUGUCCCACUUAACAGCAGAAGGACAAGCCACGUUGGAGAGAUUAGAAGGGAUGCUUUCUCAGUCUGUGAGCAGCCAGUAUAAUAUGGCAGGCGUCCGGACAGAAGAUUCAGUAAGAAGUUAUGAAGAUGGCAUGGAGGUAGAAACCACACCAACUGUUGCCGGACAGUUUGAGGAUGCAGAUGUUGAUCACUGAAGAUGAUUUAUGCUAUUACACGAUUCUGCUCAUAACUGUAGGCAAGAACUUGGUGCCUCUUCACUCCAGAAUGGGGCUGGUGAAAGGCUUUUUUUCUUCUCCAAAACUCAUUUCUCAAGACAGACUAUAAUGAGACAGCAAGCUGUCGCCAGCAGAAGAGACUAUGACCUCUCUUAACAAAGGUGAAUUAACUGAACGGGUAUUUGUAGUUUUCAUUACCCCCAAGCUUCCUGUGUCUAGGUACUUUCUGAGGAGGCCGCUAAUUCCCGCCUUUGCUGUGUGCAGUCUGUCAGCUGCAAGGCCUGUGUGAUGAAAUGCACAGAGCUCACACUGGGCAAAAGUGAGGUGCUGCAGCAUAGAUGUCUCUGGGACUUAGGAGAACUCUCUGAUCCCUGAGAUAAAAAGCAAAAGCCUCAGAGGGAGCAGCCUUCAGCAUUUUCCACAAAGGCAUGGGUCCUCUACUUGGGGAUCAGCCACAUCUCGCCAUGACACAAUACUUGUAUGCUAGCUUCUGUUCCUCCUCAUUUAUCAUCAGCUCUGUUAUGUUCUCCUAGCUUAGGUCCUUGACUGUCCACCCUCUUAACAUUAGCUUUCUGUCACAGAAUAAAUAAUCUGAAAUGAAGUCUGCAAAGCACUCUUAGUGACAUUUUGUCUUUGUAAUAGUUAACAAAUAAAUCUGGGUUUUCUAAA